Messenger RNA from Rotaria sp. Silwood1, 5364 nucleotides. NCBI's taxonomy places the organism in Eukaryota, Metazoa, Rotifera, Eurotatoria, Philodinida, Philodinidae. The record is from the annotation of a GenBank genome assembly.
AUGAUUUGGAUAAUAUGUCAAUAUUAUUAUGUUUUUAUAUUUUUCAAUCUAAUUCAUCUCAAUGCCUGUGCACGACCAACAUUCGACACAUUAUUUCAAGUAUCAGACGAUAAAAUUACAGAUCCACUUACUGGUUUACCAUUAUCUACAGAAACACACGAACAUAAAUUGAAUGUCACAAAGGAAAAGAUUGCAAAACAAGCGAAAGCUCCACCGACUACGUCAUCAAAAUAUAUGGAUAUUGAUCAAGUUAAAUCUGUCAUAUUGAAUACAACAGCAAAGGUGAAUCAAACAUCAUGCAUUGCACUGAAUGUUAUUCGAUCUUUACAAUCUGUAAAAUGUAUGAAUAACAGUAUUGAAAUGACUUUUGACACUGCAGUUAACAGUGCUUAUGUACAUCAACAAUGGAUUGAACGAAAUGUUUCAUUUAUUAAUGGUGGAAAAGAAUGGAAUUGUAAAAACUCAACAACAGGAGAACCAAUGAUAAUUAUGAAGAAACUUAUACCAAAUACAUUUAAAUUAAGAAAGAAUAUAAUAACUGUUAAUAUAACAAAUGAUACAAACAUUUCACCAAUUGUCUGUUUUCAAAGUUUAACAAUGCAUCUAAUGUCGGAACAAGAAAAUCCCAAUCAAGAAAAUUCAACUGGAACGAAUACCAAGAAAACUAUGACAACUAAAUCUAUAAAGAAAGAAUCUAUUGGAAAAGCCUCGUCAAACGAUUUCCAAUCAACAUCACCAGCUCAAGACGAUACGUUUACACCAGGUGAUACGGUCAGAAUUUCAUGGGAACAAAAUGGUUUUGACAGCUCUUAUAACAAAAAUUUUCAAGUUAAAUUGAAACGUCAUCGACCAUUAUGGCCAGAUGCAGAAAUUCAGACUGCAACAUCAUGCACGGAUAUAACAUCGGGUGUUUGUUUUGAUACAAUACCAUCCAAUGAUGCUUUAAGUGCAGACUUUUAUUAUGAAUUUAGUUGGUGUGGUUGGUGGCCAUUUUCAUGUACAAUAGAUGGUCCAUACUUUCAAAUCCCUGCACAUCGUGUUGGUGGAUGGAAUUAUAAUAGCUAUUAUGACCGAGCAGCAAGUCAAAAACAAAUUUUUUAUAUGGAUUGUUCAUCAAGUUCAUCCAGUUUUGUUUCACGUUUAUGUGGUGAAGGUCGUCAAAUGUCAAUUGAUGUAAGAUGUGCAAAUUGCUAUCUAAAAUAUGAUUAUAGCAUAUUUCGUUUGGAUCUAAUUGCAAGUGGAGGUCAACUUGGUAAAAUGAAUGUUACAUUAGUAUCGACAACAACAGUAAAUUUAGAAUUAUUAAUAAUAUUUAAUUAUAUUUAUACUAAAUCAGGCGCAAUCUCAUUGGGAAAACAUCCCAUAUAUGGUUUCUCAUUUAGUGUAUUCAGUAUUUCAUUUGAUUUAGGAUUUAUCUUAGAAAUUGAAUUACCCUAUAAAAUUGAAUUAGAUGCACUUGGUCAAGUAUCUGCUGGAUUGAGAUAUACAUUAGAUACAAGUAUUCAUAUGGUCUCUUAUGGUUCUAGACAAGAUCCUAUUGUUUCUUGGUCACUAGACAAAUAUUAUUAUCCAAUAGAAGCAGGACUUAAAGCAAAACUUACAAUAGAUAUUGGUUUAAAACCAACAUUAAGAAUUUCAGCUGUAGUAUUUUCAGCUGGUAUAACAACAGAAGGUUUUCUAAACUUUCAAAAUGAAUUUCAAUAUCCACCAUUUUCUGCUCUAACCACCUAUGAUUACGAUUAUGAUCUAUCAAAUCCAUCUCUAUUCCAUUUUAGUUAUCCAUCAGAUGCAUGUAUUUCACAACAUUUUUUACAAUAUCAUAUUCAAUUUGGUCUUCGAAAUACAUUAUUAAUAUUUGAUAUAACAUUAGGCCCUGUAAAUAGUAUAAUUCAAUACUUUGCAGAUACACAUUAUGAAAAACCAUUGAUGUCUGAUUAUGUAUGGGAAUUAUUAAGUGGUUGUUUAUUUAAAUCGUCUAGAAUGGAUAGUCCACAGCCGAUUAAUCUUUAUUUAGAUAUACCACUUGAUACAUCUUCAUCUUUUUUGGAUUAUUUCAAACCAUCGGUGACAUUCGAUUUAGGAAACGUUCUAAAAGUUGAUCCAACAAGAGUAUUAUUAAAUGGAGUUCAAUCCUAUUUGGAUCAAAAAUCAAGAAAAUCUGUUACGAAAGUUAUUGCAUCAUUGUUACCAUCGGUCAAAUCUCUUGCUUCAGAUCCAACUGUACAAACAUUAACUCAAACACUAGUAUCACAAGAGGUGAAUCCAUCAUCAUUCUUGUACACUAGUACUAAAUGGUUAAAGUUAUUAAUGAAAGAUUUAACACUGCAAUCAAAUAAUACUGGUAUAUCAACAACAACAGCAACAACAAUGCCAAGUGGAACAACACAAUCGACUACACAAAAUCCAGCAUCAGCAUGUCCAUCCGGCAUCAUGAAGUAUGACACUCUUGUUGAACUUCACAAUGCAACCGCCUUUGAUUUUACACACUAUGAGCACUUAUAUCGUGCAGUAUCUAAUCGAACAACAUUGUUAUUUGCAUUUUUUCAUUAUGCAAGCCGAUGGGCGUUGGAUGAUAUUUCUGUUACACGUCUCAAUGCCACUAAUAAUUUGAUUGUCAAUGGUGGAUUCGAAACAGGCACCCUCACUCCAUUUUCACUGUGUCGUGCAUCGACUUCAUCCUCAGCUAGAACACUUCCUUUUGGUUCUGGUAAAACUGGCAAUUACUAUUUCGUGGAUGAUAAUAAACAACCGUAUGACAUUUUAUGGCAAACAUUCACCACCAUUCCACAACAAGAGUAUGUGAUUGCAUAUUCACUACAGAACUUCGGUCCAGCACCCAAUACAUUUUUUGCAUAUCUUGGAGCAUUGAAUACUACAGGACAAACAAGGCUUGCUUCAACAAAUAUCGAACAACAAAUUCCAAGGCAAACAAUGCUUAUUGCAACAGAUACACAAGCUCCCGUCACAAAAAGUUCAUCGUUAUCAUGUCCAACAGGUGUCAUAAAAUAUGAGUACCUAUUCUAUCUCUAUAACGCAACCGCCUUUAAUUAUACACGCUAUGAGCAAACAUAUCGUGCAUUAUCUGAUCGGACGACAUUGUUUUUUGCAUUUGUUCACUAUAAAAGUCAAUGGGCGCUGGAUGAUAUUUCUGUUACACGUCUCAAUACUACUAAUAAUUUGAUUAUUAAUAGUGGAUUCGAAACUGGAACACUAGCUCCAUUUUCAGUGUGCCCUCCAUCAAGUACAUACUCAGCUGGAACAGUUCAUUGGGGUGAUAGUAAAACUGGUAAUUACAGUUUCGUUGAUAGUAGUUAUAAACCAUACGACUUUUUAUGGCAAACAUUUACAACUGUUCCACUACAAGAAUAUGUGAUCACAUAUUCACUACGAAAUUUCGGUCCAGCACCCAAUUUGUUUGUGGCAUUUCUUGCUGCAUUAAAUACUACGGCGCAAACAACGGGUGCUCCGACAACUACACAACAACUUACCACCAAUGAUAUUUCUGUGACGAAGCUGAACACCACUGAAAAUUUAAUAAUCAAUGGUGGAUUUGAAACAGGAGAACUCUCUCCAUUUUUAUAUUGUGCUAAAUCGAUGACGGAAUCAUCCGGAACAGUUUACCGAGGUUACGCUCAGACUGGUCUUUUCAGUUAUCGUGAUGGUAGUACCAUCACUGGUAAUUACAUAUGGCAAGAAUUCGCAACUGUUCCGCUUGUACAAUAUGUGAUUACAUUUUCACUGAGAAAUCUUGGUCCAGCACCCAAUGCGGCUUAUGUUACUUUUUCGUCAUUAAAUACAACAGGACAAACAACAAGUGCUCCAAUAACUACUUUACGACAGACUACAAGUUUGACAACGACAACUCGUCGUACAAAUAUAUCAGCUACCAUUUCAUUGUGUCCAGAUCCACCUCUAAUUGCUAAUAGAACAGUAACAUUACUCUCACGUGCAAAUUCAUCAGAAUUUAACUAUACAUAUUUUCGAUAUACAUAUCGUGCAAUAUCGAAUCUUACAACUUUAACAUUUGCUUUUUAUCAUGAUCCAAGUUAUUGGUGUUUAGAUGAUAUAUCUGUUACUAGAAUAAAUAGUAGUGCUAAUUUGAUUGCUAAUGGUGGAUUUGAAACGGGUUCAGCAUCCUCCUAUUCAGUCUGUGAACCAACCGGUGCCAGUCCAGCAGGUUAUGUUUUCAACGAAUGUCCACAUACAGGUUUACAUAGUUUUUAUGAUGGUAGUUAUUUACCUGGUGAUUAUUUAAGUCAAACAUUUACAACUCAGAUUGGAAAAGAUUAUGAAAUAAGUUUUUGGCUACGUAAUUUAGGAUCAAUACCGAAUUCGGUUAAAGUUACUGUUACUGGAAAUGUUAUUUCUUCUUAUUCGACAACACGUCAGACUACAACUCCAGCAACAACAACUCUUUUACCAACACCAAUUACUAUAAGCAAAUGUCAAACAGUACCAAAAAAUUCAACAACAGUAUUACUCUUGAAAAUUCAUCUCCAUUUAAUUAUACACGAACCUUCUUAUUGGUGUUUAGAUGAUAUAACUGUUAAAUUGAAUAAUACGAAUACAAAUAUAUUGGUCAAUGGUGGCUUUGAAACGGGUGUACUCAAUGGAUAUUCUAUUUGCAAUCAGAAUUCAAGUACAUUCUCUGGUGGUAUUUCACCUAAUCAAUGUGCUCAUAGUGGACAAUAUGGUUUUUAUGAUGGUAGUUAUGCUAAUUUUGAUUAUCUUUGGCAAGUAUUAACAACAAUCGCAGGAAAGUAUUAUGAAAUAAACUUUUGGUUACUUAAUUUGGGUUUAAAACCAAAUUCAUUCAAGGCUACUAUUGGACCAUACAUUGUCUCCGAUGAAUCAACAACGACCACUCAUGCAACAACGACACGAGUUAGUACUACAACUCAAUCUACGACUCAUUCGUGCCCGCCAUCAUUACAAAAUGCUACACGUUUACUUUCAAUUGUCAAUGCAGCUCCAUUCAAUUACACUUAUUAUUCUUAUACAUAUGUUGCAAAGUUUUCUCGCACUACACUUAUAUUUGCUUUUCAGCAUGAGCCAGCAUGGUGGUGUCUCGAUGAUAUUUCAGUACGAAUGAAUAACUCAGAUGAAUAUAUUGUUGAUGGCAGUUUUGAGUCUGGUUUACUAUCGUCUUAUUCAUUAUGUAACCCAUGGGAUUCAUCAUCUAGUGGUGAAAUAGCUACGCAAUGUAUCAAAACAGGUAGCUACAGUUAUCUUGAUGGUAGCUAUCCGAAAUCGGAUUAUUUGAGUCAAAUAUUUUCAACACAACCACAUUACGUAUAUAAAAUUAGUUUUUGGCUUCGUAAUUUAGGUUCAAAAUCGAAUUCGAUGAACGUUACAAUUUAUUGA